AACCCACUCUCCCAUCACCCAACUUCGCCGUAUUCGCUUCCAACAAAAGCGUUCCCCCUUCCCAGCUAAGGUACUUCCCGGGCACAAAAUCCGUCCGACGCUGAACCUGGUGCAGCCUAGCAACAAUAUAUCUCCAGAUAUCCAAAUCUCAAAAUCGGUACUCGUCUCAAAAUCUAAAGUGGCGCUCGAGUUUCCAUAAACAAGGAGCACAACAUGUAAACAGCACAGGUCGUACCAUGGAUCAUCGAACAGUGCUUGUGGUACUCUCCUUGAACUUCCUAGUGGCUGCAGUUCCCGUCAGACGAGACUCAAAAGCGGCCACUUGUAACGCCUGCCAUCCGACCGUUGAGGGGAAAAUCAACGUUCAUUUGAUCCCGCAUUCGCACGAUGAUGUCGGGUGGCUGAAGACCGUGGAUCAGUACUACUACGGGUCUGGAGUUUUUACUAGCUAUGAGACUGCAGGAGUGCAGUACAUUAUCAGCUCCGCCGUGGACGCUCUACGGAGUCAUCCUGACAGAAGGUUCAUCCAGGUCGAGACCGCCUUCUUCUGGAAAUGGUGGCGGAACCAAAACGAUGCAGUGCGGCAGGACGUGGUUGAUUUGGUUAAUAAUGGACAAUUGGAGAUUAUUAAUGGGGCUUGGUCCAUGAAUGAUGAGGCGGCGUCUCAUUACCGCUCGACCAUAGAUCAGUUUACUUGGGGCUUCCGGUUCCUAAAUGAUACUCUGGGGGAAUGUGGACGGCCGAAAAUUGGAUGGCAGAUUGAUCCUUUUGGUCACAGUAGGGAACAUGCGUCGCUUUUGAAUCAGUUGGGCUUUCAAGGGUUGAUUAUUGGACGUAUUGAUUUCAGGGAUAAGGAGAAAAGGAGGGCGAACGGCAAUUUGGAUUUUCUGUGGCGGGCUAGUGACAACUUGGACAACCCAAACCUCUUCACAUCCAUGUUCCCCGACUUCUACGUGUCCGAGCCCGGCUUUUGCUUCGACAUGAUUUGCAACGAGCGCCCAAUCAACGACGACGAAGAAAGCCCCGACUACAACCUAAAACAAAAAGUCGACCAAUUCGCACAACGCAUGGACACCUACAUCUACUACUACUCCACCUCCAACCUCCUCAUCCCAAUGGGCGGAGACUUCAACUACCAAGCGUCCGAAAUCAACUUCUCCAAUCUAGACAAACUCAUCAAAGGCUUCAAAAACCACACCAAAUACAACGUAUUCUACUCAACCCCAUCGUGCUACAUUCAGGCCGUUAAUAACGAAAUCAGCAAAAACUCGAUGAAACUGACUACGAAAUCGGACGACUUUUUUCCAUAUGCGUCAGACCAGCACGCCUUCUGGACCGGGUACUUCACGUCAAGACCCACUUCCAAGAGGUACGAAAGACAAGGCAGCGGUGUUUUGCAGAGCGCUAAGCAGCUGGCAGCGUUUUCCAAAACUUUUGGCAAAGAUGUAGAUGAAUCGUUGAAUGAGUUGAGGGCUGCGAUUGGGAUAAUGCAGCACCAUGAUGCUAUCACUGGUACUGAAAAGCAAGCAGUGGCGGAUGACUACGCCCGCUUGGUGAGUAAAGGUCUGGCGAAAGCGGAGGCACCUGCUGGACGAGUAGUCGGCACCCUUUUGAAGAAGGAGUCUGCAGCGGAAGUCGAUUUGGCUCUUAGUACUUGUCUUUUGUCAAACGUGAGCAUUUGCUUGACGUCCCAAAAAGACAAAUUCAUGGUGGUGGUACAAAACCCAUUGUCACGACUAAUCACUCACUAUGUGCGGCUGCCCGUCGAUGGUACUAGUUAUAGAAUCACGGGUCCUGAUGGUGAAGAAGUUUACGACGUUUUUGACACUAUUCACAGUUUUGACUAUGUACAAGAGCAAGUAGUACCGAGUUCCAAAGAGUUGGUUUUUGCGGCUCGCAAUGUACCGCCUUUGGGGAUCAAACUGUACUAUGUUGAAAAAACUGACGCUGCUUCCAGUUACAAACCCUUCAAAAGUGGUACUAGUGGUGACGAUUAUUUCGGGACGGAGAUGAACGGGUUCACCGUUGACGGAAGUACUGGAAGGUUGUCCUCUGUUACUCUAAGAGGUGGUACCUUGGGUAUUACGCAAGACUUUCUUUACUACACGGGUUCAAACGGGAACAACGGUGGUGCUGAAAAUCGGGCUUCCGGUGCCUACAUUUUCAAACCAACGAAAAUUGAGGCAGUACCUAUUGUGACAAAUAUUUCAGAUUUUAAAAGUGCUAGAGGGAAUCUAUGUGAUGAAUUUAUCCAGGUUUUGAAUAAUGAAGUCAGCCAGAUUAUUCGGGUGUACAAAGGGGAUGACGAUGCCUAUAUCGAGUUUGAUUGGUUGGUGGGAAAUCUUCAAUUUAUUGACCAAAAGGGUAAAGAAGUGAUAACAAGAUUUAUGGUGAGCGAUUUUUCGAACGACGGAGUUUUCUGCACGGAUUCUAACGGACGCGAGCAAAUCAGAAGACAACUAAACACUAGAAGUGACUACGAGUACGACCCUAGUGAAGAACCAGUGUCUAGUAAUUAUUACCCAGUCACCACUAAAAUGGUAAUAAAAGAUCUACAGAAAGGUCUAGAAGUGGCAGUUUUGAACGAUCGAGCCCAAGGUGGUACCAGUUUACACGACGGCGACAUCGAAUUAAUGGUACAUCGACGAUGUACCAGAGACGACGCUUUUGGUGUCCAUGAAAUUCUAAGCGAGAAACAAUACGACGUCGGUCUUUACGUCCGCGGCCAACACUAUCUCACCUUCGGUACCAUAGAAUCCACAACCGACGGUACUACCAACCCCAUUUCCCAAAAAACUCUUCAACUUUUGCUUCUAGAUUUAUCCACAGCUGCGUUCGAGCGCGAACUCGCCCAGAGAAAACUCCUCACACCCUGGAUUCUCCUCUCCGACGCCACCACAACUUCCUUCAACUCCCUCGACAAGGUCCAAAAUCUCGUCAACUUCCAGUUCGCGGGUCUCACAAGGUCGCUUCCCGUCAACGUCCAGCUGCUCACGUUCGAGCCGUGGAAGGACGACUCCCACAUUUUGCGCUUCGAGCACAUCCUGGAGAAGGACGAGGAUCCCGUUUUGUCCCGGAGGGUCAUGAUUAAUCUAGAGAAUCUUUUCACCGGUUUUGAUGUUAUCGAGCUCGCGGAAACAACUCUCGGCGCUAAUCAAUUGUUGGACGACUACAACAAUGAGGAAAAACUAAUUUGGAACGGAAUUAUUCCCACGCCUUUAGCCAGAUUGGAUUCGGCUAAUCCUCUACAAAUUGAGCUGGGGCCUAUGCAAAUAAGGACUUUUAUUGUGAAGGUUGCGAAGAAGUGAAACGUUGAUGUGUAGAUACUGGCUUUUUUAAUAAAUAAAUAAAUGUGU
Zophobas morio is the source of this 3356-nucleotide messenger RNA. Its product is annotated as lysosomal alpha-mannosidase-like. Gene Ontology annotation, molecular function: alpha-mannosidase activity; carbohydrate binding. Gene Ontology annotation, cellular component: lysosome. The record is from RefSeq and is a predicted model, not a curated record. Gene Ontology annotation, biological process: mannose metabolic process. The transcript has 11 exons. Bases 237 to 3308 code for a protein of 1023 amino acids. NCBI's taxonomy places the organism in Eukaryota, Metazoa, Arthropoda, Insecta, Coleoptera, Tenebrionidae.